AUGAGUCCAGAGAAACCCUCGCACUCGCAGACUGAGAAUCUGAACCCCAACACGUGUAAUCGUGAUGUUCUUCAACAAUCAUGUGUUAAUGUUGUUUUGCAUCAGAAUAUGAUUCGUCAGAGGAAGUUUGUUGUGGCGAAGAAGAAGAGGAGUUGGUGUUCUGAGAAGAGAACGGUUUUGUGCAAGUGUAAGGAGAAUAGUGAUGGGGGUAAGUGUGUUUGUGAAGCGUAUGAGAAUUUAAGGGCUUCCCAAGAAGGGUUUUUUGGUAAAGAGAAGGUUUUUGAUGAGGGUGAAGUGAAAGAGGAGGAAACGGAGGAAGAAAGGGCUGAGAAUGAUCUUGAAGAGGUUAUUGAAGCGAAUUUGAUUAUUCAUGAUGUUGGUAAUGAGGAAAGAAAAUUGGAUGAAGAUGAGGGUGAUGAUGAUGAUGAUGAUGAUGAUGGAGAUGAAGAUGAUGAAGAAAAGGGUUGUCAUACUGCUAUGGUGAAGCGGAGGAGGGAGAGAGUAUUGGAGGAGGCGAGGAAUAGUGUUCCGGAGAAUGGGAAGGUUAUGCAUUUGGUGAAGGCUUUUGAGAGGCUUUUGAGUAUAAAUAGUUAUAAGGAGAAAGAGAAUGAUGAUGAGAAGAAGAGAGUGAUGAAAUGGGCAUUACCUGGUUUGCAAUUUCAACAGCAUGUUAAUGAAUCUGAAGUUGGAGAAGUUGAUGGUUCUUGUGAUGAAUUGUUUAACUGCAUUUUGACUUCUGAACAGCUUGGAUUGGAUCAAAGAAAUUCGGUUUCGUCUUCUUGGGAUUGCGCCAAUGGAAGUGUGUGUGGCAGGAAUUCUUCUGGUGGUAGAAGAAGCAGAAGAAAUAGCUCGGAAUCAUCUAGUGUUGUUGGAGGGAGGAGGUGGAAGAAGAAGCAGAAGCUAAAAAUCACUAGUCAAAAACCCUUUAAGCUAAGAACUGAGCAAAGGGGAAAGAUGAAAGAGGAACAGUUUAUGAAGAAGGUAAAAGAUAUUUUGACCGAAGAAGAGAAAUUAAGGAUACCAAUUGCACAAGGUCUUCCAUGGACCAUAGAUGAGCCUGAGUGCUUGAUAAAACCUCCGGUAAAAGAAAACACAAAGCCUAUUGAUGUAAAGCUUCAUAGUGAUAUGAGGGCAAUUGAUCGCAAAGAGUUUGACCAUCAGGUGGCUGAGAAAUUGAGUCUGAUAGAACAACAAAAAAUGGAAAUGGAAAGACAGCAAAAGUUGGCUGAAGAGGAAGAGAUUCGUAGAUUGAGGAAAGAACUCAUUCCUAAAGCACAGCCAAUGCCUUAUUUCGACAGGCCUUUUAUUCCAAGAAGGUCAAUGAAGCAUCCAACGAUACCGAAAGAACCAAAAUUUCACAUACCACAUCAUAAGAAGAUCAAGUGUUUGUCACUGAAUGAAAUGAAUUCAUACUCUUCAUACUUCAACUGA
Vicia faba (fava bean) is the source of this 1431-nucleotide messenger RNA. NCBI's taxonomy places the organism in Eukaryota, Viridiplantae, Streptophyta, Magnoliopsida, Fabales, Fabaceae. The record is from the annotation of a GenBank genome assembly.